AUGUCGGCGGAUGAUCUUGUUUUCGAGGUCAUAAUCAAAAGUAUCACAUGUAGGAAUAUGAAAAGCCAGUCGUAUCCGCUUGUAAUGGAAAUAAGUGGGUGCACUGAGCUUACGAUGUAUCCUAAAUUAACAACAAUUUGUAAAUUAACUUAUAAUAAAGGCAAAAGAAUCAUUUUCAGUCAAUCAAGCUUUUCAAACAUCAAAACUACAUUUACAGUUCAAAGUGGUUGCGGUGAUACAACACCAAAAGCCGCUUGUACUUUCGAUUUUUAUGAAAUAUAUCAAGCAAAUGAAGAUUUAACUGCAACAAUUUUCGAUGUUGAAGCAGGGCUUGACGAUGUUAAUGGUCAAAGAUUUGGAACUUUGGAAUUAUCUUUCCAACUUUUCCCAUAUUGUGACUUACAGCAGAUUCAGCAAUCUAAAACUAUCGUAAAAACAGCAUCAAGAUCAGGAUCAGCUUCAAGGACACUUUCUCGAACUGAAUCUCUUCGACAAUCAUAUACUCGCCCAGAAACAGCAUAUACAUCUCGUCCUGAUACAGCAAGAUUAUAUUCUACUCGUCCAUCAACAGCGCGUACAUCAACAAGAUCGAUAUCUACAUUUGCCCAAAGACAGCCAGAUCCUGGAGCUCCAACUGUCCCUCGUCUUAAUAUUCCUAAUCCACCCACAUCAUCACGGUCUCGUAGUGAGUCAAUAUACGAUCGCUACAUGAAGCAAAACGCAAUGUGGCUUGGACCUCAUUGUUCUCUACAUGCUGAUGAUCCUUCAUCAUCGAAAUCCUCUGCUAGAUCAAAAACUAGUAUGUCUUAUGUUAAAUAG
Molecule: messenger RNA, 819 nt
Organism: Trichomonas vaginalis G3
Lineage: Eukaryota; Parabasalia; Trichomonadida; Trichomonadidae
Exons: 1
Coding region: 1-819 (272 amino acids)
Source: RefSeq, a predicted model, not a curated record